GACUGGGAUAGAGAUAGGGACAGGGACAGGGACAGGGAUAGAGAAAGGGACAGGGACAGAGACAGGGACAGGGAUAGAGACAGAGACAGGGAUAGAGACAGGGACAGGGAUAGAGACAGGGACAGGGAUAGAGACAGGGACAGGGAUAGAGACAGGGACAGGGAUAGAGACAGGGACAGGGAUAGAGACAGGGACAGGGAUAGAGACAGGGACAGGAAUAGAGACAGAGACAGGGAUAGAGACAGAGACAGGGAUAGAGACAGGGAUAGAGACAGAGACAGGGAUAGAGACAGGGACAGGAAUAGAGACAGGGACAGGGAUAGAGACAGGGAUAGAGACAGAGACAGGGACAGGGAUAGAGACAGGGACAGGGAUAGAGACAGGGAUAGAGACAAAGACAGGGACAGGGAUAGAGACAGAGACAGGGAUAGAGACAGGGACAGGGAUAGAGACAGGGACAGGGAUAGAGACAGGGACAGGGAUAGAGACAGGGACAAGGAUAGAGACAGGGACAGGGAUAGAGACAGGGACAGGAAUAGAGACAGAGACAGGGAUAGAGACAGAGACAGGGAUAGAGACAGGGACAGGGAUAGAGACAGAGCAUCCACCUCCUCCUCCUCGUCCUCGUCCUCCUCCUCGUCC
Messenger RNA from Oncorhynchus tshawytscha (Chinook salmon), 642 nucleotides. RefSeq names its product U1 small nuclear ribonucleoprotein 70 kDa-like. Lineage: Eukaryota; Metazoa; Chordata; Actinopteri; Salmoniformes; Salmonidae. The annotation marks the transcript as partial. Gene Ontology annotation, biological process: negative regulation of transcription elongation by RNA polymerase II. The record is from RefSeq and is a predicted model, not a curated record. The transcript has 2 exons. Gene Ontology annotation, cellular component: NELF complex.